GUGUGUUUUUUAGAUAAACCCCUGUGUGUUAGGCUUUCUUUUAUAUCCGCAAUGUCGUACCGGUAAGUGUGAUUUCAGUAAACUUUUAAAGUCCUUUUACCGAUAUGUACUUUUGAUACUCGAUAAAAAUCUUACGCUAAAAUGGAAAGUGGAAGACUAUCAAUCAUUCGGAGAAUGAGGCAAUCACGUGCGCCUUAUCUUCAUUUCGUUAUAAACAUAUCACAGAAAGUCAUAGCCUUCAGUCAUGGGAUGGAUAUGGAUAUAGUUCAAGCUAUCGUUUUAAUAGUCAUGAUCGUCCUUAUUCUUUUUACCCUACUAACCAAUUCAUGCUUGCUCUACAUUAUAACCACUCGUUCACGAUUACAGAGAGACCCGCCAAAUGUCUUCAUUGUAAAUUUAUGUGUGAUAGGUAUUGCAGCUUCAAUCACAAUCAUGCCUAUUUCUGUAACGAAUUUCCUCAUGGGAAGAUAUAGUUUACCUCACUUCUUCUGUCACGUAACCGGUUUCCUCAAUACUCUACUGACUUUAAGUGAUAUAUUUACAGUGUGUGCUGUCAGUGUCGAUCGAUAUAUUUUCCUGGCUCACCCUCUGUUACAUUCAACAAAUAUCACUGGAUUUAGGACUAUUAUAAUAAUCAUCGUCACAUGGAUCAUUUCUGUCAUCAUUUCCGUCCUACCACUUGUUGGUUGGGGUCGAUAUUCAUUUCAACCUAACAGAGCUAGAUGCUCUUAUUCUCUCAGCAGAGAACCUUACACUCGAAGUUACGUCAUUACUAUAGCAGUAGUUGGCUUCUUAUUACCGUUAAGCCUCUACUUGUGUAUGUACAUCGCCAUAUUUCACAUAGCUAAAUCGUCUCAAAGGCAAGUACGACCAACACCUUUAUGUAUAACCACGAUUAGUCAAUUAACAGCUACAACAGUCAGCGAGAGAAGCUCCGAUACAUCCAUUCUCUCUACGUCAUUAACUAUUAUAGGGUUUAAAAAAAUUUCGAAAGCAGCAAAAACUCUUCUACUAAUAACUGGGACUUUUAUAUUUUUCUUUUCUCCUCAAUUUUUGGUUGAACUUUUCACCUACGAAGAUAAUUUACCUUACGAAGCCGGUUUGUUCCUAUCCUGGCUAAACUACGCCAGUUUGGCACUCCAUCCGAUCCUCUACAGUUGCCUAAAUUGUUUCAUCAGGGAAGAGAUCGUAGCUUUUCUUCGAAGCCUCAAAACGUGUUGCUGCUAUAAUAAUAGCGAAAUCACGAAUGGUAGCGGCGAGGUCGAAAGCUUUUACCAAUUUUUAGAAAGAACUUCCGUCAUUAAUGACGUGGAGAUCGAAAGAACUAAUUUGUGACGUAGUUAUAAAUCUCUCGGUGGGUAUAUAUUAUUGUUAUAACUUAUGAAAUUACUAUUUAAUUCGAUGCAAAUUUCACAUUUAUGUAUAUUAUAAGAGCACAUUUCAAACAAUAAAUUAAUAUUAAUAAAGUUUUUUUUGGGUAUAUUUCCUGAUAACAAGAACCGCACAGAAAAUAGAGAUAAUUCACGAAUAAUCCUUUAAAAUUCGUAUAAUUUCACUUUAAUUCUGAAGUUAUAUUAUAUUAAUUUCAAAACUGAUACGAAGUACUUUAAAAUCAAAGUAAACGCAUCAAUUCUCUCUCAUUUCCCUUCCAGCUAAAUAUAAAAAUUUUUUUAUGAGGGAAGAUACCAAAAAUAGAAGAUAGUAAGGAUAAAAAAUAAUGGCACAAUAACUUAUAUAUUGUCAAAUUAUUAACUGUUAAGUGCAUU
This is a messenger RNA of Centruroides sculpturatus (bark scorpion), 1766 nucleotides long. Its product is annotated as probable G-protein coupled receptor. The transcript has a single exon. NCBI's taxonomy places the organism in Eukaryota, Metazoa, Arthropoda, Arachnida, Scorpiones, Buthidae. Gene Ontology annotation, molecular function: G protein-coupled receptor activity. The record is from RefSeq and is a predicted model, not a curated record. Gene Ontology annotation, cellular component: plasma membrane; signaling receptor complex; endosome. Gene Ontology annotation, biological process: G protein-coupled receptor signaling pathway. Bases 142 to 1335 code for a protein of 397 amino acids.